Messenger RNA from Malus domestica (apple), 1371 nucleotides. RefSeq names its product peroxidase RIP1-like. Gene Ontology annotation, molecular function: heme binding; peroxidase activity. Lineage: Eukaryota; Viridiplantae; Streptophyta; Magnoliopsida; Rosales; Rosaceae. Gene Ontology annotation, biological process: hydrogen peroxide catabolic process; response to oxidative stress. The record is from RefSeq and is a predicted model, not a curated record.
ACACUAGACCUCACCAGAAAUUAUUCAUUAUAUUUCAUGGAAUUGGUCUAUACACAGGAUGAAAAUAACAAGUGGGGCGGACAUGGAAAUAAUUAAUCUCUAUUUAAGCACUCAAACUCCUUGAUCAUUAUCAUCAUCAUCAUCAUCAUCAUUAUCACUAUUCAUUAGUUUUACAAGCAAAUUAAACUGUGGCCAUGGCUAUUCUCCGAUCAUUUCUAGCGAUCAUCUGUAUUGUAUUGGUUGCUGCCACUAGUAUGAAACCAACAUCUGCAAAUCUAACUACUCAUUUCUACACGAAAGGGUGCCCUCAGGCACUACCAGCCAUCAGAAAAGCUGUCGAGCGGGCCAUCAAACGCGAGCCACGGAUGGGGGCCUCUCUAGUUCGCCUGCACUUCCAUGACUGCUUUGUUAAUGGGUGUGAUGAGUCAAUUCUGCUUGAUGACACUUCCAACUUCACCGGUGAGAAGACAGCCGUGCCAAAUGCGAAUUCGAUCAGGGGAUUAAACGUGGUCGAUGAUAUCAAAAAAGCUGUUGACAAAGCUUGCAAGAAAAGUGUGGUCUCAUGCGCAGAUAUAUUAGCAGUUGCAGCUCGUGAUUCCGUUUCCAUUUUGGGAGGCCCAACUUACAAAGUACAAUUGGGAAGAAGGGAUGCAAGAACUGCAAGCGUAAAUGAUGCAAACAGAAAUCUUCCUCCUCCAUUCUUCAACUUCCCACAGCUUCUCUCAAACUUCGAAGCUCAUGGUCUAAACCUAAAAGACUUAGUUGUGCUCUCAGCAGCCCACACCCUUGGACUUGCUCGGUGCACCACCUUCCGUGCCAGGAUUUAUAACGAUACCAAUAUAGACCCACAAUUUGCAGCCUUGGCUAAAAAAAAUUGCCCAACAAGUGGAGGAGAUGACAACACAAGGCCACUAGAUGCAACUUCAAAGAGAUUCGAUACUGUCUACUUUGAGGCUCUGUUGAAAUCAAAGGGUCUCCUCCACUCUGAUCAGGAGCUCUUUAAGGGUAAUGGUAGCGAUAGUGAUAAGUUGGUGCAGCAUUACAGCAAGAACUCAGCUGCUUUUGGAAAAGACUUCGCAAAUUCUAUGAUCAAGAUGGGCAACAUCAAGCCUCUCACUGGAAACGAGGGAGAAGUCAGACUGGACUGCAGGAAAAUCAACUAGGAUCGAAUUUGAGAUACUAUAUUGUUCAAAGAUUUUCGUGUGUCGUUAAUUAUUUAUGUAUAUCAAUUUUGUGUAGCUUGAUACCCAUUGUUAGUCCAUUUCCUAAUAGCUCAAGCUUUUAGGGUGUUAUCUAACAUGUAUCAAAGGCUUGGUUUGUGGGAGGUACUGUGUGCAAAGCCUCCAAUAUAUAUUUAUCAUUCUUCACUUA